GCAUGGACAAAAGCCGAAACACACGUGACGAAAGCUAGCAAAGAUAACAGUUUAUCAUCACUAACUUCACACCAGACCCCUUUUUUUUUUUUUUUUUGGCGCCUUCUUUCUUUGUUUUGUAACCUGUAUUCACACCUUUGAUCAUUGUAAUAUCUCUUUCUCACUCUUUUUUAUUUUUUUGUGUCAAACUAAUCAUGUAAACAAACAGACAACCACUCGCCACCUAUUAAACCAAAGCCUUCCUCUCCUAACCCUUCCCUCUUAUCUCUAAAUCUCCCCUUUCUCUUCCUCAUUUCUCUCAAUUUCAUAAAAAAUGAAGCCGUUGAUGUCUCUCACCACUCUUCUCCUUCUGGGUUGUUGCUACGUGUCGAUUGCCUCGACACUGGAGGAGAAAGAUGGGAGCAAGAGCACUUACAUCGUUCACAUGUCUAAAUCGGAGAUGCCAGCGAGUUUUCAACAUCAUACUCACUGGUACGACUCGUCUCUUAAAUCGGUAUCCGACUCUGCUCAGAUGAUUUACACCUAUGAGAAUGCAAUUCACGGGUUCUCCACACGGUUAACCUCUGAGGAAGCUGAGUUACUUCAGGCUCAACCCGGGAUUCUCUCCGUGUUACCUGAGUUAAGAUACGAGUUGCACACAACUCGCACUCCUGAGUUCCUUGGACUCGACAAAAGUGCUGAUUUUUUCCCCGAGUCUGACUCGGUCGGCGAUGUGGUCGUUGGUGUUUUAGAUACUGGUGUUUGGCCUGAGAGCAAGAGCUUUGCUGACACCGGAAUGGGUCCUAUACCUAGUACCUGGAAAGGUCAGUGUGAAACAGGCACUAACUUCACAACUGCCAAUUGUAACCGCAAGUUAAUUGGCGCUAGAUUUUUCGCCAAUGGCUACGAGGCUACAUUAGGCCCAGUUGACGAGUCCAAGGAGUCCAAAAGUCCAAGAGAUGAUGAUGGUCAUGGCACUCACACAGCAUCUACCGCGGCUGGAUCCCUGGUGGAAGGUGCUAGCCUUCUCGGUUAUGCAAGCGGGACAGCGCGUGGGAUGGCCACGCGCGCCCGGGUGGCUGUUUAUAAAGUGUGCUGGAUUGGUGGCUGUUUUAGUUCUGAUAUAUUAAAGGCGAUGGAUAAAGCUAUUGAAGAUGGUGUUAAUGUCCUUUCGAUGUCACUUGGUGGUGGCAUGUCUGAUUAUUUUAAAGAUAGUGUUGCUAUUGGCGCUUUUGCUGCUAUGGAGAAAGGAAUAUUGGUUUCUUGUUCUGCUGGUAAUGCCGGACCAACUUCUUAUAGUUUAUCAAACGUAGCUCCAUGGAUAACUACUGUUGGUGCUGGAACAUUGGAUCGUGAUUUUCCUGCUUUUGUUAGUUUAGGAAAUGGAAGAAAUUACUCGGGUGUUUCUUUAUUCAAGGGAAGUUCUUUACCAGGAAAGCUUUUGCCUUUUAUUUAUGCUGGCAAUGCUAGUAAUUCUACAAAUGGGAAUUUGUGCAUGAUGGAUUCUUUAAUACCUGAAAAAGUUGCAGGCAAGAUUGUGUUAUGUGAUCGUGGAGUGAAUGCUAGAGUUCAAAAGGGUGCUGUAGUGAAAGAAGCUGGUGGUCUGGGUAUGGUUUUAGCCAAUACGCCUGCUAAUGGUGAAGAAUUGGUGGCUGAUGCUCACUUGCUGCCAGCUACAUCAGUUGGUGAAAAAAAUGGUAAUGCAAUUAAAAGUUAUUUGUCUUCAGAUCCAAAUCCGACCGUUACCAUUCUGUUUGAAGGCACCAAAGUUGGGAUUCAGCCAUCUCCAGUUGUUGCAGCUUUUAGUUCAAGGGGACCUAAUUCAAUCACACCACAAGUCCUGAAACCAGACAUGAUAGCCCCUGGCGUCAACAUCUUAGCAGGAUGGUCAGGUGCUGUUGGUCCUACUGGCCUAUCAACAGAUACCAGGCGCGUUGAUUUCAACAUCAUUUCAGGCACUUCAAUGUCCUGCCCACAUGUUAGUGGUCUGGCAGCGCUGCUCAAGGCUGCCCACCCAGACUGGACCCCUGCUGCUAUCAGAUCAGCACUCAUGACUACAGCUUAUGUAAGUUACAAAAAUGGGCGUAACUUGCAAGAUAGUGCUUCUGGUAAAGAUUCAACUCCAUUUGAUCAUGGCGCAGGACACGUAGAUCCUGUAUCAGCUCUCAAUCCGGGUCUUGUUUACGAUCUAACAGCCGAUGAUUACUUGAGUUUUCUUUGCGCAUUAAACUACACUGCAGCAGAAAUUACCAGCCUUGCAAGAAAAAGAUUCACUUGUGAUUCGAGCAAGAAAUACAGUCUUAAUGAUCUCAAUUAUCCUUCUUUUGCAGUCAACUUUGACAGCAUCGGUGGUGCUAGUGUAGCUAAAUACACACGAACACUCACUAAUGUAGGCACUGCAGGGACUUACAAGGCAUCAAUUUCAGGUCAAGCACUGGGAGUUAAAAUCUCUGUAGAGCCUGAAACAUUGAGUUUUAUCCAAGCAAAUGAGAAGAAAUCUUACACUGUUACGUUCACCGGAAGUUCAAUGCCGACUAACACUAACGCAUUUGCUCGUCUGGAGUGGUCUGACGGCAAACAUGUCGUGGGGAGUCCAAUUGCUGUUAGCUGGAAUUAGAAUGAUGAUAAAUGGGACAUAGGAGGAGUGGGGUUUGUUUAGUUUGCUCUGUCUCGCAAAGAAAGAGGCGGUGCAAAUUGAUAAUUUGCUUAGUUUUUCUUGUGUUAUAUCGUUAGAUCCAGGAAAUAACAGAAAACUGGAUAAGUGUUUGAUCUUUGUUCCCUGAGAGAGAAGACAUAGAAAACCAUUAAAAGAAAAUUGUGGGGAUGUUUUCUUUCUUAGUGUACAGUGUUAUUGAGAUAUAGUAUGUACCGCUUUUCCUAGUUGAUUUCUCAAGAUUAAAUUAUCUUUAACCA
This is a messenger RNA of Ricinus communis (castor bean), 2892 nucleotides long. Its product is annotated as subtilisin-like protease SBT1.7. The record is from RefSeq and is a predicted model, not a curated record. Gene Ontology annotation, molecular function: serine-type endopeptidase activity. Bases 314 to 2596 code for a protein of 760 amino acids. NCBI's taxonomy places the organism in Eukaryota, Viridiplantae, Streptophyta, Magnoliopsida, Malpighiales, Euphorbiaceae. Gene Ontology annotation, biological process: proteolysis. The transcript has a single exon.